Molecule: messenger RNA, 4116 nt
Organism: Aspergillus vadensis CBS 113365
Lineage: Eukaryota; Fungi; Ascomycota; Eurotiomycetes; Eurotiales; Aspergillaceae
Product: putative plasma membrane phosphate transporter Pho87
Exons: 7
Coding region: 1-4116 (1371 amino acids)
Biological process (GO): monoatomic anion transmembrane transport; phosphate ion transport; polyphosphate metabolic process
Cellular component (GO): membrane
Molecular function (GO): phosphate transmembrane transporter activity
Source: RefSeq, a predicted model, not a curated record
AUGCCGCCGCGUCUCAACCUUUUCACCGCACGGGCGGUCCCCGUUCUUCGUCAGUCCGCCAACAGCUCGGCUGCUUCCCGACGCAGUUUUGCGACCAUCCUCAACACCAACCGGCCUUGCGCGGCCUCGACUGGCCAUGGCUUGAAGUCUGGCCUGUCGGCUUCCGUUCGGACGCAGAGGAGGUGCAACUCCUCGGGCUCUGAUGGUCAGGAUAGACCCAAGGGCCCGACCGAGGACCCUUUGCCCCAUGUUAGCGAAGAGGCCGCGGAGGUCAGCAAGAUCAUGGAUAAGAAGUGCGAUGGUACCCCGGCCAGUCCUGAAUUGGAACAGGGAACGCCUAUUUCUGAGAUUCUGCAACGUGAUAAAGAGGCCCUGAAGCACAUGCCCAAGGUCAUGCAAGAUCAGAUGAAGCGCCCCUCCGGUAGCCGUUCAUUCUCGACGUCCGCUCGCCGCCUGCAGCCAGAACUUCAGGGAAAGGAAUUCGAUGAUGCCUCGGCGUCGGUCGUUGCCAACAUGAUCUCCCAGGUCAACCAGCAGGCCACCGAACUUCACCCUGGACUCAAGUUCGAAGCGCCUGAGAACCUUCCCAAUACCGAGAACUUCCGCAAGAGAUACGAGACGAUAGUGGAGCAGUUCACUAAGCUGCUUAUGCAAGAUGGCAAGCUGAGCAAGGCUCAGAACACUAUGGCAUUCAUUCUGGAUCACUUGCGCACUGCUCCUCCUCCGAACAUCAACCCCCGGCGCCGUUUGCUCCCGGGCCCUCCCGCUCCUCAGCUCCCUCUCAACCCCGUCCUCUAUCUCACCUUGAUUGUCGACUCUGUCGCGCCUUUGCUCAAGCUCCGUCAACAGAAGGGUAUCGUUGGUGGUGGUGUGUCUGUGCAGGUCCCUUCUCCUCUCGCUCUGAGACAGCGCCGGAGAACCGCGAUCAAGUGGAUCAUCGACGCCUCUGACAAGCGUAAGGAUAGUCUGUUUGGCCAGCGCGUGGCUAAUGAGCUGGUUGCUGUCGCCGAGGGCCGCAGUGGAGUGUGGGAAAAGAGAGAGCAGCUAGUGUUAGCGGCACGACUUGAGAACGUGGAACGUCGCCCAUCCAACACCCUCGCACAAAUACGCUGGACAGUCUCCGGCCGCUGUCUCUGCUGCCCCGCUCUUCCCUGCCUCUUUUCCUUCCUGUCCAACACCGUGUCGUCGAAUGCCGGCGAUCGAACCUGGGCACGCAUCGCUUCUGCGAGGGGUGCCUCUCCCGACGAUAACGACGUAACCCCAAGCGGCCAGUCCAUCGAACUCGCCCAGUAUCCUGACACACCUGCCACAACUGCCCGCCAGUCUCACGCGACUCUUCCUCCUACCCAGCUGACUGACCCGGGGUCUGAAUCUCCUCCCUACCAUCGUACAGACCACCGGGAAGGUCAUCCUCAGAAGUCUACACAGCGGGACAAACCGGUUAUCAUCAAAUAUUGGAUAGAAGCUCUUCGUCGUCACCCUCACCGCCACCAGACUAGCGGUUCCGCCGACAAGAUGAAGUUCUCACAUAGCAUUCAGUUCAAUGCGGUGCCGGACUGGAGUGCUUAUUAUUUGGCUUACAGCAAUCUCAAGAAACUGAUUUACUCCCUAGAACAGGAAGUGCAUCGAUCGGCCGGACAUGACCAUGUAGAUGUUGAACAAGCGCCAUUGUUAGAUGGCGGAAGUUUGAACACUGAUGCGAUAUUUCGUCGGGCUCUGGAUGCAGAGUUGGAGAAGAUCUGCUCGUUUUAUCAAUCUAAGGAGGCGGAGAUAUUCACAGAGGUCGAGGAUGUCCUCCGAGAUGCCGAGGAAUAUUCGCACAGGGCCGAUACUAUGAAUGUCGAUCCCAUGAGUGAUGCCAUGAUCAAGGGUCGCACGGCCAGUUCAAGCUCCAGACAGCGGCCUGGGAGCAUUGUUCGUCCGGUGCCAUCGAACCAGGAACGGCGUCAUAGCGCAUUCAGUGAAACACUGGCCGAUGAUGACGAUGACGAUGCAGACAGUGACGACGAACCCGCGAAUCAGUAUCGACCGCGGUCGCAUGGCGCCGAGUCUAGCAAUCCGGAUGGUAGUCGUACGGACGACAUGAGGGAUUCUGUGCUCUGGGGUGCCGAUUCUCGGAUUCUGGGCUACAGCGGUCCGUCCACGCACCGCGGGGGUGCACACGAUGAGCACUUUUCAGAUCCAAUUGUCGUAGAUCUCUACAAUUCCGGGCUCUCGCUGAAGAAGCGGGCUGUUGCGACUUAUGUUUCCAUCUGUGGACUCAAGUCGUACAUUCAGCUUAACAAGACCGGAUUCUCCAAGGCGCUGAAGAAGUACGAUAAGAUCCUUGACCGCAAUCUGCGUCGGGAGUACAUGAAUUCUGUCGUGUCUUUGACGUAUCCCUUCAAAGAUUCUACCAUGGAAAAGGUGGAUGACAACAUUCGCAAAGUCGAAGAGGUCUACGCGAAUGUCGUCACCACCGGUAACAUUCCCCUCGCCAAACGUGAACUCCGCCUGCACCUCAGGGAACAUGUUGUUUGGGAGCGAAACACGGUCUGGAGAGAGAUGAUUGGUAUCGAAAGGAAGGCUCAAGCUGCGAACGUCGGUAUUCGCAGGACGCUUCUGGGCGGAGACGAGGAUCCUUCCAGAGCUCGACGCCAAGGGGAUGAGCAGGAAGUGGUGUCCAAGAUGCUCAGGACGCCAUUUGGAGUCAUCCGGAUUCCGCAGUGGCUUUGCAGUCUGAGUCUUGUCACCCUCGUUCUCAUCCUACUUGUCUUUGGCAUUUUGUUGUCCGUCCCGAUAAUGGAGAAGCCGGAACAGCAGAAUUGUCUGGCCAUGCUGGUUUUCGUCAGCUUGCUGUGGGCUACAGAGGUUAUUCCUCUAUUCGUCACGUCGCUACUCAUUCCUUUCCUCGUCGUGAUGCUCCGUAUUAUGUUAUCCGACAACAAGCCCCACGAACGCUUAGGACCGAAGGAAGCCACCGCCGCUGCUUUCAGCGCCAUGUGGACGCCAGUCAUCAUGCUGCUGCUUGGAGGCUUCACCAUCGCUGCGGCGCUGUCCAAGUACGAUAUCGCUCGUCGUAUGGCCAUGUUCGUCCUGAGUAAAGCCGGGUCCAAUCCCAACAUCUUGCUUCUCACCAACAUGUUUGUGAGCAUGUUUCUGAGUAUGUGGAUCAGCAAUGUCGCCUCGCCGGUGCUCUGCUACUCGAUCAUCCAGCCUCUGUUGCGUAAUCUGGCGCCCGAUUCCAGCUUUGCCAAGUCCCUUGUCCUAGGUAUUGCUUUGGCCGCCAACGUGGGCGGUGCCGCGUCGCCAAUCGCAUCGCCUCAAAACAUCAUCGCUUUGCAGAAUAUUUAUCCGAGCAUGAGCUGGGGGACCUGGUUCUUCAUCUCACUGCCAGUUUGCAUUAUCUCCAUUGUCGCGAUCUGGAUGCUUCUGGUGCUUACCUUCAAGCCCGGUCGCGAGACGGCCGUCGCCAUCCGUCCCUUGAAAGACAAGUUCACAGGAGUACAGUGGUUCAUCAGUAUUGUCACGCUGUCCACAAUUGCGUUGUGGUGUGGCAGUCACCAACUCGAGCAUAUUUUCGGAGACAUGGGCGUUAUCGCCAUUAUUCCGAUGGUCCUGUUCUUCGGCACGGGUAUCCUUAAUAAAGAGGAUUUCAACAACUUCCUCUGGACGAUCAUCAUUCUGGCCGCUGGUGGUCUCUGCCUCGGAAAGGCCGUCACGUCCUCGGGUCUCCUUCACACCCUUGCGAAUGCCAUCCGCCUGCGGGUGGAGCACCUAAGUCUCUAUGGUGUGCUGCUUGUGUUCUCCGCCCUCAUCCUGGUCAUUGCCACGUUCAUCUCCCACACCGUGGCCGCCCUGAUCAUGCUCCCGCUUGUGCGACAGAUCGGACUCGGCAUGGAUGACCCGCACCCGAACCUGCUCGUGAUGGCGAGCGCAUUGAUGUGUUCGGUAGCCAUGGCUCUACCGACCAGUGGCUUCCCUAACAUGACGGCCAUCAUGACCGAGGUACCCCAGACGGGUCAGCGGUAUCUGCAAGUCCGUCAUUUCUUCACCCGCGGUAUCCCCGCCAGCUUGAUGUCUUUUGCCGUAAUUGUAACGGUAGGAUACGGGCUGAUGUACAUUGCUGGACUGUGA